GGGAGCAUGAUGUCUCCAAGACUGAAGGCACAGAACAGAAUCUGAACGUCACCCGUUUCAUCUCACAUCCCCGUUAUGACUCCAAAGUAAGCCUCUACAAUCAUGACAUUGCCUUGUUGCGGCUGCGCAACCCCAUCCAGUUUACCCUAACUGUACGUCCCAUCUGCCUGGGACCCAUGCUCUUCUCCAACUCACUGCUGCAGUCUGGAUUUCUGGCUACUGUCAGCGGCUGGGGCCGUCUGCGCUUUCAAGGCCGAAGUGCAGUGAACCUACAGAAGGUUGAGUUGCCUUAUGUAGACAGAACAGUGUGUAAGGAAAGCAGCAGUGACCCAGUCACAUACUUCAUGUUCUGUGCUGGAUACUCAGAUUCUCCUAAAGACGCGUGUCAGGGGGACAGCGGAGGACCUCAUGCCAUGCGCUACCACAACACCUGGUUCCUCACAGGCAUUGUCAGUUGGGGAGAAGAAUGUGCCAAGAAAGGGAAGUACGGUGUGUACACACAGGUUGGUAACUAUUAUCGUUGGAUACAGCACAUCAUGGGUGUUACCAAGGGAGUGCUGCUUAAAAAUGUGGACCUAUGAUCUAGGAUUCUCAUUUUAAAAUCUCAUCUGCACACAUGGAGUAUUCAAAUCUGGAGAGAAAAGAUGCACUUGUUUAAUCAGGUGAAAUAAAUACAAUUAGAUUGUUCGUUAUCUGUAACAGAUUGUAGUCAUGCCCCGCCCCCAAGUCCUGGCUGGCCAAUGAGAUUCCAUCAAUAAACCCUGUGCAGCAUUCAUGGUUUAGUACCUUCACUGUCCCAUUAGGACAUUUAAUAGUCCAUAGACACACUGUUUUCACCUGUGGUUUAAUGAAAGCUGGUAUGUUAUUAAGCAAUAUACUGCCUUGCUACAUGGUUAGAACCUGCUAAGGUUUCUUGACUGAGAACUCAAUCUCUCAUUCAGACAGAAAGAAGAAAAAAAUGUAGCCUCUCAAGCUUUGAGCUGCAACUGCCUUCAGAGGGAAAACUGGAGGAACGUGAGGGGGGUUGACUGAAAAUAUCUGACACUAGAAACCUACUUAAGAUUUCAACAGCGUUCUUUAAGACUCGUGACCUAGUUCUGAAAAUCACUGGAUCUUACCCAUAAACCCUGGAGGCAUCAGAUCACUCACAUCUCACCCGUGAAAGACCCUUUCAUCAUUUGAGGCCAGUCUCUGGGAGAUAACAACACAGUUGAUGUUUAUGAUGUAUAUGUGCCUUUGACUCUAAAAUGUCUAAUUCUAAAAAUCAUUAUUAAUAUAUUUGUA
Sinocyclocheilus grahami is the source of this 1284-nucleotide messenger RNA. RefSeq names its product coagulation factor IX-like. The transcript has a single exon. The annotation marks the transcript as partial. NCBI's taxonomy places the organism in Eukaryota, Metazoa, Chordata, Actinopteri, Cypriniformes, Cyprinidae. Gene Ontology annotation, biological process: proteolysis. Gene Ontology annotation, molecular function: serine-type endopeptidase activity. The record is from RefSeq and is a predicted model, not a curated record.